AUGUCAAGACCAUCUGUGGCUCGAGUCUGUGUAGAGUUGGAUCUCCUCAAGGUGCAUCCAAUUCGGAUCCGACUAGGGGUUGAAGGGUCGACCUACUUUCAACCAGUCUUUUAUGAAAACAUGCCAUCAUAUUGUAGCGAAUGCAAAAGGCUCGGACAUGAUCUUCAAUGGUACCAAAGGCUCGGAGGAAAUCCAACCCUCUCAAAUGUUGCUAUUGAUGCAGCCAAAAAGAAAACCAUUGAUGAUGCCGAAAAUCCAGUCACUUCCACUGUUCCUAUCACAAAGUCACGGUUGCAAGAGGUCCCUGACGGUGAAGCUUCACUGUCUUUGGAUGUUGAUGCUGCCGCGCUAGUUGCUAUUGCGGAACCGCAGUUGCAAGAUAUUACAGCCGGCGAAGAAUCAUUGCCUAAUCCAACCCCUUCUACAAUUGUUGUUGUUGACGUAUCUGAUGAUACACUUCCGCGGUUGCAAGAAAAGGAUGCUGCAGUUUUUGUCGUGCCCCUAAAUCAACCCUCGGAUGAUCAUCGAUCCAGGGAUGUCGCUGCUGCUACUGAGAGUUCUCCAGGCUUGCAAAACAUUGAUGGUUCACUGCAGCAAUUGAAUUCUGCUGAAGCCGUCGCUGCUAAUAAGAAAUUCGUUGCGCAACACACCUUUUCUGGCCAAAUUGAUAUUGCUUCAUCCUCUGAUGUUGCCGCUGCAGUAGAUUCUCCUUUAGUAUCGAAUGAUACCAAACGGUGGUGCUUCAUCGCCGGAAGAAGUCUAAGAUCAGUUUCACCAGCGGCAGAGGAAAUCCCACAAAAUCCCGCAAAAUCUGAUAGUUACCGCAGUUAUAGCAAUUCCGUAAAUUCAGUACCAUCAACGCAGCUGUUACCCUUUGACUCGGUUUGUUUAAAUUUAAAUGGGGAUAACCACAAUUCUCUCACCUCCAAUCCGGUUGAUUCAGUUUCUAGAGAAGAUGAGGCAAAGUCAAACUCUCCACAAUCCUCAAAUAAGGAAGGAAUCUCUUCAACAAAAAUCUCCAGUAAUCAAAAGUUAAACCUUGAGGCUCCAGAAUUUAACAUCUCUCACCAGCCGCCACUUCUAGAGGUUUUACUGCCAAUUACGGCCCCAAAAACAUACUUUUCCAAGGAUGAUACGGAGAUAGGAAAGAAUACUGAGACUUUUAACUCAAGUUAUUUGAUUGAAGAAAUCAAUUCUGAAGGUGGACUAAAUCAUGCUUCCAAUGGUUCUGAUGAUGGCGAUUUUGACAUGGAGUAUGCAAUGGAACAAGAGUCCUUUUGCAGUGAAGUUUCUGCUCCAAUAUACCACAAUCAUUCGAAAAAAGUCAGGGCUAAAAAGAAAGUUCAAGUUCGUUGGUCUGCUAGAUUGAAUAGGAAUUCAUUUUUACCUUAA
This is a messenger RNA of Oldenlandia corymbosa var. corymbosa, 1392 nucleotides long. Lineage: Eukaryota; Viridiplantae; Streptophyta; Magnoliopsida; Gentianales; Rubiaceae. The record is from the annotation of a GenBank genome assembly.